UUGAACCGGAGGACGGGUCGGCUGAGUGGCCGAGCUCCCGGGGCGUGAGGCGGUCUCCGAGGCUGCAGGGACGGUGAGUUGGCGCCGGUGAGGCCGCUGCGGCCGCCGCCACCGGCUUGCAGUGAUGGAGUACCCAGUGAUGGAAGCCGCCACUAUUACUUCAGGAAUCAAGAGACGAGUAAAAGACAGAAUUGCAAAGACAAAGUUAAAUGUUUCUCUUGCUUCAAAAAUCAAAACAAAAAUAUUAAACAAUUCUUCUAUUUUCAAGAUCUCUCUAAAGCACAACAACAGAGCCUUAGCCCGGGCUCUGAGUCGAGAGAAGGAGAACUCCCAAAGAGUCACUACCGAGAAGAUGCUAUUACAGAAGGAAGUAGAGAAACUGAACUUUGAAAAUACCUUUCUUCGCCUCAAGCUCAGUAACUUGAAUAAGAAGCUUAUAGAAAUAGAAUCCCUUGUGAACAAUAAUCUGAUCACGGCAAUCGAAAUGAGCAGCCUGUCUGAGUUCCAUCAAAGUCCUUUUUUCUUGUCAGCUAGGAAGAGGAAAAGGAUCAGUAAGCAAAGCAAGUCCGCGCAUCUUCCAUUUGCAAGGGUUCCAUUAACUUCAGAAAAUGACGAUGAUGAUGGUGGUGGUGGUGGUGAUGAAUGGAGAACAAAGUGUUAUGGCAGAAUUGCAUCAAAAACGUCACCUGACGUCACCUCCUCGCUCUCAGGACAAUCUUUGUCCUUACGCCGGUGUGACUUGGAAUUAUUGCUUCCCAAGGAAGACAACCAGAAUACAUGUGUCUCCAGUUAUUCAGAACGAACUUCUUCUAGUGUUGAUGUUCAUCCUAAAGAAAGCCGUGAUGACUCAGACCAAAGCCCUACGAGUUCUCUGAGUGAGAGGAAAACUGCACCAUCUUCCUGCCUCAGCAGGGAAAAACCAUCACUUAGCAAUGUGACCGAGAGGAGAAAGCGCGGGUCUUCUGCGGAGAAACUGCGCAGUACAGACCCAGGUUACCCACAGAUGUCCAGUCCAGGGUUUACCUGGGACAUUGAGAUAAAUGGUUGUGCUAGUGAAACACAGAGUUCUCCCCGCUUCCCUUCUGAGGCUGCCGGCGACCCUCAGACACAGCCCGUGGCCACAGUGCAGAACACCCAUGCGUUUCAGUUGCAAGAAUCUGUGUACGAAAACGCCGACAUGGAUUUAACUGCCAGUGAAGUGAAUAAAAUCAUUGCAAUUUCAAAAAGCAAUAAAAAUCAAAGGAAGAAAAAGACAGAUUGUGGAAAGGAAGCGUUCAGAAAAGUGAAAGAUCCAAGCUCUGACAAAAGGAGAGAAAGAUCCAAGAGAAAAUGUAAAGGUAGUUCAGAAAUGGGUGCUGAGGGAAAGAUGGAAAACGGACCAGAACGAGGCUCUGUUGUCUUAGGUGGCAGAGGGGACUUGGAAGAUCCAAAUUGUAUUCCUGGUACUGAGCCACCUCAGGCAAACUUGCUGAAGGAAAUAACCCUCCCGAGCAGCUUGAAUCAAGAGACCAUCCAAAAUAAAAAGAGGAAGCAAAGGCGUAAGACAGGCGAGCAGGAGGAAACACGUCCUUUCUCUCCGUGUUCAGUCAGACUCCUUCAAGGUAGUGAGUUUGAUCAGUGUCAGAACGCCCCGGAUUGUAAUAGAAGUAAGCCUUCUCGACAGACAUUUGUGAUUCGUAACUCUGAAAAGGACCAUUUCUAUCCAAACCAGAAGGAUGAAGAGCUAGACAUUGGGAAUGCACUCCAUAGAGCUGAUCUUUCCACGAAAGAUAGCAAAACUGUGUGUGACUUUGAGACCCAGACUACGCUGGACUUGAAAAAGUUGGUCAGCGCGCAGCAAACUCAAUCCAAGCUAAAUAAUCCUAAGCCGAAAAUAAAUCGGAGGACAAAAAUAAUUUCUAGUAUAAACCAAAUAUAUGAGGAUACUGACAAAGACAUCUCCCUCCAAACCCCAGCGAGUAAAGAGCCCACCCGUGCAGCCGUCGACGCUGCAGAAGAGUUAGAAGCACCUCCACUUGUCGCAAGAAACAAUGGAAGCUUACAUGACUGUCAGGCGCAGAAUGUUCUGGAUCUGUCCAAGCAAACCACCAGUGUGCACCCUGCUCGGAUAGAGUCCCAUGUUAGCAGGAUCCCUAGGCACAAGGUAAAUCGCAAGACAGAAGUAAUCUCCAGGGUGAAUAAUUUUAGUAAUGACGGAGGUGGUCAUUGUUCAGAAAUAGACGAGUCUUUCUUACCUCAAAAGGAUAAAGACAUCACCAGAACCUUAAAAGAUUUUAGUAAGUUUGAAGUGCCUGCCAUUUGUAACAAAGAUAGUGCAAAGUCAUGUGAGUAUAAGACUCACACCCUCCUGGGGAUGAGAGCGCACGACCAUGAGGUGCCACCUGCUAGUCACAAGGACUCAAAAGAAGAUAAGAAGCCUAGACAAAAGGCACUUCGAAAGACAGAAAUAAUUUCUAAAACCAACCAAAUGCAUGAAAAUGAUGAAGGAAGUGUGCAUGACCCAUUAAAUAAGAAGGUCUGCCAGAAGGUUAAUAAAUCAGAAAUCGUUUCUCAAGUGAGCCAGAUACAUGCGAAUACUAACGAAGACGUGAAUGGCUUUAAGAGCUGUGUCAAAGACCAAGUUGUUACGAGUUCCUACUCUGGAGGAAUCAAGAGUAAUAAAGAGGGAAAUGGCGAGCCAAUCCCAGACCCGUGUGUACUAGUUCAAAAGCAGAGGAGAGACUUUGCAGGCAGAGCGGAGAACAUCUUGACAGGAGGGAAGAGCGAAGCUACUUCGCAGCUUCCAGGUUCCUCACAGCAGUCUGUCGCCUUAGAGUCUGGAUCACCCCAGGGCGGGAAUGGAACAGAUGCUGGUCCUGGAGAACCAGAUGCUCCUCCUGGAGAGUCCACUAGCCCGCCAAAGAGCCAGGAAGAGAGCCCUGGGCUUGCACUGGGAGAUGCCGGGUCUGUGGGUGUGGCCAAAGGAGGAAGCUGCCCAGCUAAAAGAGGAGAUAGAGUGACAUCCAAAUCAAAGAAAAGAAAGAGGCCCCUAGCUCUUUCUUCAGAUACCCGUGGGGUGGUGGAAAUGACAGCCAGCACUGACCACACAAAGUCAGGCGACUCCCAGAAGGCCGAUAAGGAAAACUACUUGGAGGAUGGGAAAAUUGCCAAGAAUAAACUGGACUUCUGCCCAAAGGCGUUGAAACCUUUAUCUCAGAUGCGCUCAUCUAACAUAAAGAAUUCUUCCUUUGACGAUAUGUGGGAGAGCUCACUACCUUUGACGACGACUUCUUGUAAAACUCUGCUGAUGGAAGGAAGUUCUUUCCUGGAGAGUGCAUUCAUCUUUCCAGCAGGUGGGCCUGCUCCUGAAAAGACAAAGGAGAGGACUCAGAAAAGCUGCCGCAGAACGCAGAAGUCCGGAAUAGGUAGAGCAAUAUUCCCGGACUUGGUGGACACCAGUUCUGUGUCAAGCAACCCCGCUAACCCCGAGAAUGGGUCAGACGAGCAGGCUGCAGAGCAGACGAGAAGGAAAAGGCAGUGCGCCCCUCUCAACCUGAGAGAGCCGAACCUCGUAAGCAAGAUGAGAAGAUGAAGGAGAUAUGAAUCCUAGCUUUUCUGAGUUCUCAAAGCACAAGUCAGAACAGAAGAAGCAUAACAAAAAUCAAGACAUGAGACAUGAAGGAGUAUUGCGUUUGGUUUUUCUAUUUUGGGGGACUUUCCUGGAUUAUUGUUUGUCUAUACUUACAUUGAGGUGUGUGUGCAUCCAAUAACUAUAUUUCAAAUAGGAAACUUUUUUUAAAAAGCAUUGGCCAUCACAUAACUUGUUAAUUUAAAUUUUUACUGAACGUCAU
Molecule: messenger RNA, 3830 nt
Organism: Chionomys nivalis (European snow vole)
Lineage: Eukaryota; Metazoa; Chordata; Mammalia; Rodentia; Cricetidae
Gene: Sgo2
Product: shugoshin 2
Exons: 9
Coding region: 125-3571 (1148 amino acids)
Cellular component (GO): chromosome, centromeric region
Source: RefSeq, a predicted model, not a curated record